Molecule: messenger RNA, 488 nt
Organism: Acaulospora colombiana
Lineage: Eukaryota; Fungi; Glomeromycota; Glomeromycetes; Diversisporales; Acaulosporaceae
Source: the annotation of a GenBank genome assembly
UGGUGGAGGCGCCUAGAGAGUCAUCAGCGGCUAUCCCAUACGUGAUACCAUCUCAAGAGACAUACUUGAUUUCUCUGAGGCAUCGCUUGGUGAGGAUUUUCUGCGUCAAGAUGGUCAGCCACCCAGAUCGAGAAACAUCUAACCCGCCGCCGUCUGCACAAGGCCGCGCGAGACUGCACGGGGGACGGACGCACCUUGGUACCGAUAUUCGUAAUCUUUUUGAUCGCGCAGCCCUCUCCGGUACGCCUGUUCUUUGCAGCGACGACGAGACCGUAGGCGCCCUGGCCGAGUUCCUUGUGGAACGUAUAAUCUUGAUCGACGAUGAACGUCUGCUGGAGCGCUCGGAAAGAGUGGGGAAAGAGGAAGGGGGCAAUAAAUCGAGAGCGGCGGGGUGGCAGUGUUUCCCCAGUUGGCUCUCGCUCUCUCUGCUCUGUGCGGUCGUGGUCAAUGUACCGCAGAGUAUCCCAACGAUGGUUCUUUCUCGUUGA